This is a messenger RNA of Malassezia vespertilionis, 2829 nucleotides long. RefSeq lists its product as uncharacterized. Gene Ontology annotation, molecular function: lipid binding. The record is from RefSeq and is a predicted model, not a curated record. Gene Ontology annotation, cellular component: plasma membrane; eisosome filament. The coding region runs from base 1 to 2829 and encodes 942 amino acids. The transcript has a single exon. NCBI's taxonomy places the organism in Eukaryota, Fungi, Basidiomycota, Malasseziomycetes, Malasseziales, Malasseziaceae. Gene Ontology annotation, biological process: negative regulation of protein kinase activity; eisosome assembly; endocytosis.
AUGAAUGUGCAGCCAGACAUGAACCAGCCGCGAACGUCGGCAAGCGACAGUCGCGCUUUGCAGAAUUUGGUCAAGGCGGAAAAGGCGUACGUGGACCAGCUCUUCACCGCGACGUCCUCGGCAGUGUCGGCGAAUUCGUCGCUCCAAGCAUGGGGCAUGUCCGAGACGCCCGAUUUGGAGUCGGCGGCGUUGACUGUCUCCAAGCACCUCGAUGAAGUGCUUGAUGCACAAAAGACGUAUGCUCAUGCGAUCGACCAUUACCGCUCCGCGCUGAAGGACGUACUCGAUCGUGAGCAGACCGUACGCACGAUCCUGCGCGAUCGCGAGAUUCUGAUUAGCCGUGUCAUCAAGCUCAGCAAGAAGAAACCUUCGCGCUGGGAGGUGGCUAAUUACGACGAUGAUCACAAUCGUGCCGUGGAAGCUGCACUCGCUGAGCUGCAUGCGUGUGAGCAGGCGCUCUCGAGCGAAACGGCGUUCCUCAUUGGAGUCAAGCGCCGCACCUUCAAAGAGGCCAUGACCAUGCGUGUAAAAACCCUUGGCGAUACAGGCGCGGCAAUGAUGGAUAGUGCACGCUCGAUCAUCAUGUUCUUGGAUGAUUUUGACGCGAAUCUGCCCGUCGCGCCUCCAGCGCCACUCCCGCUCCCCGAGCAAGUUUCCAUGGUCGCACACAGGCAGCAGCGUCAACAGCAAGAGUUCGAGCCACCGUUUCAGAUGGAAAAUGCGCCGCAAGGAGCGUACCAGGACUACCAUGAUGCGAACGAGCAGUGGCAGCAGCAUCCGUACGCGGAACAGUGGCAGCAGCCAUAUGAACAACAGGUAUACGAGCCGCUGCCGUACGAACAAGGACUGCCAUACGAGCAGCCCCAAGCGUACGAGCAGGCGUACGAGCAGCAGCCCCAGGCGUACCCGGAGUCCGCCGCGGACCUUGUCCCGAGCUAUCCGCCUGGGGCUGUCCCGGCGUUUGUGCCCAGCCGCGGCGUGGUUUCGCCUGUUCCUUUGGCUUCUCCUGCCAUGUCUUCGCCUGCGCCGCAGCCAAUGCCCGCACCCAAAUCCAAAUCCCGCCGCACACAAAAACCACAUCGUCGCAUGAGCGAUGCGUCGCGCAACAGCUCGCUCCAAGCCAUUCCCCAAGUCCCUGGCGGCAUUCCCAGCGCGCCCAAGAUGAAUUUGGAGCAUGCGCGCGACGGAUUUGUCGCUCCGACUGUGCCUGGCGGUGUGCCGAGCGCGCCGCGCAUUCAAUUCGGACGCGACGACGAGGACGACGAGGACCGGUACCGUCGCCACGAAACGUACAGCAACACGACCACCACCGAUGUGCCCCGCGAGCGCCACUCGAGGUAUACGCACGAUGACGACGAGUCCGGCACUCGCUCGCAGAAGCAGGGCGGCUUCUUUAGCCGUAUGUCGAACCUGUUCCGCUCCGAGCUCAAGGCGCAGCCAUCCAGCAAACGCCACGAGGAGCGAGGCGGGCGCAGAGUACACUCCGAAUCGUUCUUCUCGCCCAUCUCCGACUCCCGCUCGCGUGCGCUCCGCGACGAUAGCAGCGACGAAGAGCCGUCGAAUGUGGUGCGCCACUACAACGAGCGUCCGCUCAGCAGCAUGAACUUACACAUGAGCUCCUCCAAGAGCCGCAACCAACAGGCUUCGCGCGCAAGCGCCGCAGCUGCAGAGGAAGAUGCGCUCACUGCUGCUGUGCGGCGCAGCGUCAUUGGUGCAGGUAUCACUGGUAAUGUGCCUGGCAAAGGCAGCAAGCCCUCUUCGCGCUCUUCCUCUGCUUUAGGCCAUGGCACACGCGUGAAUCGCCGCUCGGUUGACAGCGACGUACGUCCCGGCUCUGCCGCUUCCGUCAGCCGCCCCAAAUCGCGCAACAGUGUGGACCAGGCAGAGAAGCCCGUGCGCCGCAAGCGCCGGGAGAGUGCGACACCAGCUAUUUCGCAUCCACCCCCGGCUCCGUCCUCUUUCUAUGGUGGCCUCGCGAGUAACCCAGCCAAGUUCACGACGGACUCUUGGGUCACCAAGGCCGAGGAUCUUGGACGCCCCAGCUCUGCACAGAGCGCCAAGCCGCUCAAGUCUGCCAUGAAGAGCUCCAAGUCGCACCGCGUAUCGAGCUCUGGCUCCGACCUGCAAAGUCUCAGCAUUAAUCUCGACGGCCAGUUUGACGGCACGGGUCACUUGGAUCUCGAGCUCGCCGAGAUGGUCACAAGCGGCCGAGACGGCUCUCCUGUGAAGCCUGCAGCGACGCAGCCAUCCGCUGCUGCGCCGCCCAUCACACGGACGCUGUUUAGCAAUAUGGGUGCAAAGCCUGUGUCGCAGGAGGAUGGCGCGACGCUGGGUGCUGCUGAGGAGGCGACCUAUCGCGCCUUUUUGCAAGAACCCGCCUCGGUGCACGAGGGAAAUGACGAGAGCGUUUCGCGCUCUGCGCAACUUGCCGCGCCGUUCUAUGCUACUACGCACUUGGCGCCGCAAGCACAAGAAGCGCCCGUCCCUGCACAUCCCAUGGCGUCGCACACGUCAAAGAAGAGUGUGCGUAUUGAAAGCGAGCCUGCCCUUUGCCAGCCAGUGUCGCCCCAUGACGACCGUCACAGCUCGUGGAAUACGCGAAUUGGUGCGCACGAUGAUUCCAGCGACGAAGAAUCGACGAACGCUGAUCCCGAUACGUACACAAGCGCCCGCCAAGCGUUUGGCAGCGCCACUCGCCAGCUGGGUCUUGCCACGGGCACGCUCCACACCAAGCCAAAAGGCGAGAGUACGAAGCGCAAGAGCCGCCCGUACAACCCCUCGAUUCAGCUUCCUAAAGGUAUGGAGACAGUUGCACGCAGCCGCCCGUAG